Homalodisca vitripennis (glassy-winged sharpshooter) is the source of this 4854-nucleotide messenger RNA. It is a transcript of the gene l(2)gl, whose product is annotated as lethal(2) giant larvae protein. Gene Ontology annotation, biological process: regulation of establishment or maintenance of cell polarity; regulation of Notch signaling pathway; regulation of protein secretion. Gene Ontology annotation, molecular function: syntaxin binding; GTPase activator activity; myosin II binding. The transcript has 22 exons. The record is from RefSeq and is a predicted model, not a curated record. Lineage: Eukaryota; Metazoa; Arthropoda; Insecta; Hemiptera; Cicadellidae. Gene Ontology annotation, cellular component: plasma membrane; cortical actin cytoskeleton; cytoplasm. The coding region runs from base 495 to 3776 and encodes 1093 amino acids.
ACCAAAGCAAGCAAAGUUAACAGCCAAUUAGAUUAAAAAGGAACGGUAGUUAGUUACAUUAUUCCUUCUAUAUAAUUUAAUUGUGUUAUAUGCCAUUGUUUUAGAGGUGGUGUACGUCUCAGGUUGUUGUUUUGUUGAAUUUUCUUUGUAAUUUUACGAUCUAUGACAGCAUUGUAACGUUGAAUUUUUUAAUGUGAUCGUAACUGUAAGCAUCUGCCUGCAGGCUGAUGUCUUGAAGUUGACGUAAGCAAGCAGGCGUAUCCUUUUGUUUUUAUUUCGCUUUGGUGGACUGGAAUUCAGCAAUUGAAAUUAUUCACAUUAUUCUAUGCGAUUUGAAACGGUCUGUCUGUGAAUAGUAUUCGUUGUAUUAUAUAUAAUAAUAGUGACUGUUGCGGCUUGAGUACAGUGUUACAGUGUAAACAAAUCCGUAGUAAACUCUGUGUUAUAAGCGUUUCACACAAUACAUGAACUGGACUUAACCUAACUUCCAAACUAUGUUCAAAUUUAUAAGAAAUAAAGGGCAGCAGCCCUCAGCAGAAAGACAGAAACUGCAGAGAGAGUUGUUUGCUUAUAGAAAGACAGUACAGCAUGGAUUCCCGAACAAGCCAACCUGCGUUGCCUGGGACCCAGAACUGCGUCUCAUGGCUAUCGGCACUGCUUCGGGCAGCAUUAAAGUUGUUGGACAGCCAGGGGUGGAGUUCUAUGGUCAUUUGCCUACUACUGAAACGUCCAUCACCCGGCUGCUGUUCAUACCUAAUGAGGGUCGUCUGGUGUCCUUGAGUGACAACAACACUUUGCACCUGUGGGAGAUCAAUGAUGCCAACAUGGAAGAGACAAAAAGUUUGCAGCUGGAGGGAAAGAUGAAGAAGAUAUCCUCUCUAUGUCUGGACGGGCAGACACUGUUGCUUGGGACUGAAGGAGGGAACAUCUUCUCCCUGAAUUUGCCGAUGUUCACUUUGUCUGACAAUGUCAUCUACCAGGACGUGGUAAUGCAGAAUGUGCCAGAAGACUACAAGAUCAAUCCUGGGGCGGUGGAGUGUGUGGCGCCACAGCCAGAUCAUCCUGGACAUAUUCUGAUCGGAUACAACCGAGGCCUCAUGGUGCUUUGGAACCGUAACAGCAGCACAGCUGUGCAGACGUACGUGUGGAGUCAGCAGCUAGAGAGUGUCUGCUGGAAUGCUGGAGGACUCAGCUUCAUGUCUGCUCACAAUGAUGGAAGUCACACAACAUGGGACGUGACCAGUGGGGAGCCCAGAGGCGAGCCAACCACUCCUUACGGCCCCUUCCCUUGCAAAGCCAUCACCAAACUGGUCUGGGCUCAGUCACAGGGGGAGGAGUUGCUGCUGUAUGCUGGUGGAAUGCCACGUGCUAGCUUUAGUGACAGACACACCAUCACUGCACAACAGGGCAAGAAACAUGUGGUCUUUGAUUUUACCUCCAGAGUCAUUGAUUUCUUUACCAUUGAGGCACAGGGGGACAGGAAAGAUGUAACCACCCUGAUAGUAUUGUUGGAAGAGGAGCUGGUGGCAGUAGAUCUAACAUCUGACAGUUGGAAUCCUCUGCAGCAACACUAUCUUGUGUCUCUACACGCGAGUGCUGUCACUUGCUCUACCUAUGUCAGUGACGUGAGUCAGGCUGUUUACGAUCAGAUUGUAGCUGCUGGGAAACAACAGAGUCAAGGAAUCUUCUCUGAUGCACCAUGGCCGAUCGAUGGUGGGACAGUGAGAGAUGUCCCUCGUGCAAAUACAGACCUUUUGCUGACGGGACAUGAGGAUGGCAGUGUGCGUGUAUGGCGAGGUGGACAGGUAGCUCUCUCACCCCUCUACAAGUUUGUAUCGUCUUCUGUGCUCUGUGCGGACGACGAACCCCCACCGCCUGCCGAGGAAGAGGAGGAUGAGUGGCCACCGUUCCGAAAGGUGGGUUCAUUUGACCCAUACUCGGAUGAUCCAAGAUUGGCUGUGAAGAAAAUCUGCCUAUGCCCAGAAACAGGAGUGUUGGUGGUUGCUGGGACUGCAGGGCAUGUUCUUACGGCUAGGUUCUCGGAUACUGCUCGUACCAGGCAGAUAAAGGUAACCUCACUGAACAUUGUGAGUGAUCGGGACAAGUUCGUGUGGAAGGGACAUGAAAAACUGGGCGUGAAGGAGAGUUGCUCUUGUCCAGUUGGCUACCAGGUGGAGUCGGUACUUCAGCUUCACCCUCCAGCUGCAGUGACAGCACUGGCACUCCAUGCUGGCUGGCAGCUAGUAGCGGCUGGAACUGCACAUGGUCUGGCACUCUACGACUAUCAGCGUCACGUGCCGGUCACAUUCAAAUGUACACUGAAUCCAAACGAUCUGUCCGGAGUGGGAGAUGCUCCCAUCUCAAGGCGGAAGUCUUUCAAGAAGUCGUUGCGAGAGUCUUUCCGACGCCUGAGGAAAGGCCGGUCCGGUCGACAUGGCGAGAAAAGAGGAGCUCAGUCCCCAACACCCACUGACAGAAGAAAAGACAGGACGGCAGUUAAAGCAGAGGACACAGUGAGUGAAUCACCAUCCCUGGACAGGGCAAGGGCAGGAGUGACCCCCACGACACCCCUGGAGGCCAAGCCUGUAGAGAGAGCUGUGGAGGCCAGGCCGGUAGACGACGCCUUAGGCAGCAUGGUGCGCUGUCUUACCUUCGCCAGAACGUACAUCAUCAGUGUCCAGAAUGUCACACCUACCCUAUGGGCUGGUACCAACAAUGGUACUGUUUACGUUUUCACCAUAGCAGUUCCGGUCGGUAACAAGAGGUCAGAAGAAACCGUCAAUUGUCAACUUGGCAAAGAGAUACAGUUGAAGCACCGUGCCCCUGUAAUUACGGUAAGCGUCAUUGACGGAGAGUGUAAUGAAGUGGAGACAAGACAAACGACAGACUGUCCACCUCCUCACAGGGUCAUCAUCACUUCCGAGGAACAGAUCAAGAUAUUCACAUUGCCAGCACUGAAGCCUCUGUGUAAGCUGAAACUGACAGCAGGCGAGGGAGCACGUGUUCGGCGCACAGCACUGUCCCGGUUCUGUACCUCCGCCAUCACUACAGCACCACCUGGCCACGCUGAAACCUGCCUUCUCUGCCUUACCAACCUAGGUGAUGUCAUUGUCCUUAACCUACCGGAGCUGAGGCGACAAAUCAAUGCUGCUGUCAUUCGCCGAGAGGAUAUUAAUGGGAUCUCAUCUCUGGUUUUCACGAGGGAGGGUGAAGCACUCUAUCUGCAUUCAAGCAGUGAGCUGCAACGGAUCUCUUUGUCGGCUGUGCGCACGACGGUGGCACACUGUGCUCUGGUGCUGCCAGCUCACGCUCGUACUGUCCAGACGCAAGACACCAGUGACGACCAGAGCUCCAGUGACAGUGAGUCGAGUGACGAUAGCAGUUCUAGUAGCAGCAGUGACUCAGACAGUCAGCGAGCAGAGGCAGACCAAGCAGGUGUGGAGGAGAAGCAAGGGGAGGUGAGGGAGAACGGACUACCCGAAGCAGACCUGACGUGUAACCACCUUGACUUGAGUAGCGUCGGUGACAUCACAAUAGACUCGGUCAAGGACCAUCUGGUCAAUUCGGCUACUGAAGAAAGUCGGAUCGUGACAACUGAGCUGGUCCGCAACGAGACAACCAAGCUGGAGACCACAACCGAAUCUGUAGUUGUAAAAACAACGGUCAUCACCACCAACGAGACCACCCUCAUCACACCUCCCUCGGAGCCUGAGGAGUCUCCCCCACCCAGCACUGCCGAGUCCCCCUACAUAGCCGAGGUACACCCUGAUACGUAGGGCAGGUGAUGCGUAAAGCGCCACUGGCACGGAUGGAGGACCUAGAGCAGCUGGAGAUGGCGGCUUAAAGCAGACAUUCCAAUCACUAUCUGUUGGCUUCUGUCACUACACGCUCGGACUUGUCUGGACCGGGUGUGCCUGAAGUCGCAGAAUGGCAAAGUGAAAAACUGUUGCAACUAAACCAACAAUACCUAAUGCAGUUUUAUUUUAUUAUAUUUUAUAUUUAUUCGGCUUAUUAAUAUUAUGCUUCGUUGUGAUGGACUCAGCUGUUUUAGCAGAUACACUGAAGGGUACAAACGUUCAAACUUACUUUUAAAAUAAUUAUUAGAUUUUUUAAAUCUAUAAAUGUUUAUAAAAUAUGAAAAGAUGUUGAUGCAACAACAAAAAAGUUUUCAUUAACAUUAAAUUGGGUUGAAAUAAAUUAGUACCUAAAGUACUUAUGUGAUACUAGUAGGCUAUACAAAUUAUUAUAAAUAAUUAUAAAUAAACAAGUUACACUGAAGUAUAUUUUUGCUCAGACUUCCAUUACUCAUGUUUAAAUAUUAUUUAGAGUUUUGUACUUAAGCAUAUCAUAAAGUUGUAGUAGUGUAAGGGUAUUUUGUUUGUGUUAUUUAGGUGAUAUUUGUAGUUACUUCACUGAGUUUCACAUUUUUGUAAAAUUGUUGUUUAAAAAUGAAGGUAGCUGUCAUUACAGAUACUGAAAGGACUCCCUGUUGAAUUUUUUUUACAUUUUAAAAGAGAUGUAAAACUGGUAAACUGUUGAUCCAGGAUAAAUCUGUGAUAGAAAACUUAUAAUUGUUUACAUAAAAAUAAAAUACAGUAAAAUUGAUUAAAAUAUUUCAUUUUUAUGUGGUAAUGGAUUUCACUUGUGUCAAUAAUAACAAUAAUGUUGGAAAAUAUUAAAAGGUUUGUCAUUAAUAAUCUUUAUUUAAAAAAUUGACUCAAAGGUUAAAACAGGAUUUGGCUAACCUGCAUUGAACUUUUGAUUUAUUUGUUUGGUGGAAAAAGAAGCCAAUUUCUACCUUGAUUAUAUUUGUUCUGAAUUUCCUACGUGAGGAUCUUAUUAGACAGCAUAAAU